Molecule: messenger RNA, 1429 nt
Organism: Polypterus senegalus (gray bichir)
Lineage: Eukaryota; Metazoa; Chordata; Cladistia; Polypteriformes; Polypteridae
Gene: c13h16orf89
Product: chromosome 13 C16orf89 homolog
Exons: 8
Coding region: 86-1159 (357 amino acids)
Cellular component (GO): cytosol; membrane
Source: RefSeq, a predicted model, not a curated record
UUGCGCGCCGCCGCCGCCGCGCCUCAGCUCCUAGAAGCGGUUGCAGGUGCAGGCGCCGUCGGUCCGUCCGUCAACCCGCCGUAAGAUGCGCUCUCAUCUUCUCCUGCUGCUGUCCUGUGCACUGGUGCUGUUCCACGGCGAAGGGCAGCCGGUAGAGGUCAGCGAGCUGCUCCGGGCACUGGACAAGGCGGUUGGCUUCUUUCAAAGAGAGUUUCGGCAGCUCAACCUGGACGGGGUGGUCGGUUUUGGCAUCUUAAAUGCCGAGUUGGGCGAGGCCUUACGACGGUGGCCUCACACAGAUCAUUCAAUGGACGCCAACAGUGCAGCCCAUGUCUCCAAAGUGAGGAAGCUGAUGCAGAGACUGGACGGUACCCUCCAGCAGGCAUCCUACACCCUACAGGAGAGCGAUCCAUCUUACUUCAGAGAAUUCGAGCCCAUUCUAGAGAGCGGCUUUUGGAGCCUCCCCAAAAUGUGGAACACGACCAGCCCACAUCUGGUCUACUCGGCCUUCCAGGAGGUGGCGUGCUUCAGUGAGCAGCUCAGUGACAAGUGCAUCGCUCUCCUGCUUGGAACCUGGAAAGACAAUGGAACUCCAUGUAUUGUCACAAACUCCUGCAGAAACCUGAUGACGAGGUUUGGAUGUGCCGAUUAUUCCCUCUCUCAUCAGCUGCUGUACUUUAUGAUUGGACAAAUGAAAGGCUGUUCAAACAUCCUGCAAGGAGAGCGCAGAGGGUCACGCAUCAACAUGACCGGACGCGAAUACGAAAGGAUCUUCUGCUCUAACAUGAUGAAACGGAACGUGGCCUUCGAAAACAGUGGAUUUCCAGUCGAGACGCACGACAUCUUUAUGGAGAACAUAAUGCUGUGUGGGAUGGCAGGCUAUUCUGAUUUCUACAAGUCCAGCUGGCUAAGGCGCAUCCUUGCAUGGCAGGACCCUGAAGAGGGCUGUUUUGGAAGACACGAGGGGCUGGCCAAGUCUCGUAUGCAGGAAAGGAAGGUUUUGGAGAUUAUGGAGCUUCAUAAGAGAGUGAAGAGGAGAGAAAAAACGCUGCAUGAUGGUUGUUCGAGUCACAUGACAGCAGUGGCAGUAAGUGCACUAGGAGGGUACCUGGACUACUACCAGACAGAACAGGACGUCACGAAGAGGCCACUGGCAUAGCUCACAGAUGAUGGUUCCUGACUUGAAGAAAUUUUGGGAGGGUGUGUUGUAUUCCAAUAAAAUUAAAAAGAAAAAGCACUUGAAAAUGAGCCGUUUUCCUUAUUCAAGUUGUAUACGUAGCCUUUUAAGCUCUCUCUCUAUCCUUGUAAAAAGGAAGCACCCUAUGUCCAGGUGAAUAGAGAAUAUUAUGCGAGGGUAAGUCAAUAAUAAUCCGCACUUCUGUGACCAUUUUGUUUAAAAAAGCUAUAGAUAGAUAAUUUAGCAUAGAUA